Mauremys mutica (yellowpond turtle) is the source of this 2611-nucleotide messenger RNA. RefSeq names its product purinergic receptor P2X 2 (gene P2RX2). NCBI's taxonomy places the organism in Eukaryota, Metazoa, Chordata, Testudines, Geoemydidae. Gene Ontology annotation, biological process: response to ATP; monoatomic cation transmembrane transport. The transcript is spliced from 12 exons. The record is from RefSeq and is a predicted model, not a curated record. Gene Ontology annotation, molecular function: ATP binding; extracellularly ATP-gated monoatomic cation channel activity; purinergic nucleotide receptor activity. Gene Ontology annotation, cellular component: plasma membrane; nuclear inner membrane. The coding region runs from base 16 to 1383 and encodes 455 amino acids.
CGCAACCUCGGCAUCAUGUACCGAGGGGUGCAGCUGCUGAUCCUGCUCUACUUCAUCUGGUACGUGUUCAUCAUCCAGAAGGGCUACCAGGAGAGCGAGACGGGCCCCGAGAGCUCCGUGCUCACCAAGGUGAAGGGCGUCACCCGCUCGCACAGCAAGGUCUGGGACGUGGAGGAGUACGUCAAACCCGCCGAGGGCGGCAGCGUGUUCAGCAUCCUCACCCGGGUGGAAGUCACCCACUCCCAGACUCUGGAGCGCUGCCCCGAGAGCCUGGAGGUCCCUCACGCCGCCUGCAGCUCCGACAGCGACUGUGUGGCUGGGGAGAUGGACAUGCUGGGGAACGGAGAGAGGACGGGGCGCUGCGUCCCCUAUUACAGCGGGCCGGGGAAGACCUGCGAGGUCACUGCCUGGUGUCCAGUGGAAGACGGACGGACGGUCAGCGAGUCCCUGGGGAAGAUGGCCGCGCAGUUCACCAUCCUGAUCAAGAACAACAUCCACUUCCCCCGCUUCGGAUUCUCCAAAGGGAACGUGAAGGGCGAGAAGAGCGGCUACCUCAAAGGCUGCACCUUCAACGAGACCUCUGACCUGUACUGCCCCAUCUUCCGCCUGGGCUCCAUUGUGGAGCAGGCAGGAGAGAACUUCACCGCGCUGGCCGAACGGGGCGGCGUUAUCGGGGUGAUCAUAAACUGGAACUGUAACCUGGACCUGCCCGACUCCGCGUGCAACCCCAGCUACUCCUUCCGCAGGCUGGACCCCAAGAGCAUUCAGGUGUCUUCUGGCUACAACUACAGGUUCGCCAAAUAUUACAACGGCAACGGGACGAACACGCGGAGCCUGAUCAAGGCCUAUGGGAUUCGCAUCGACGUUAUUGUGCAUGGCCAGGCAGGGAAGUUCAGCCUGAUCCCCACCAUCAUUAACCUGGCCACGGCGCUGACCUCGGUGGGAGUGGUGAGUAUGUGCCCGCUGUGCCCGGGCUGCUUGGCACAGGGCUCCUUCCUCUGCGACUGGAUCUUACUGACCUUCCUGAACAAGAACAAUGCGUACAGCGCCCGGAAAUUCGAUCAGAUGCAGCCGCUUGGCACCUCGAGAGCCAGUGCCCAGAGACCAGGCCGGAUGGGCUCUCCCUGCCCCUGCUGGCUCCGGGCGUUCCUUGCGGGAGCCGGGCACCGCAGCCUGCCUGACGAGCCACCCCACGGGCCUUCCCCUGGUCGUUCUCCACGCCCCGGGCCCUGGGGUGGGGCCGUGGAGCGAGGCCCAGGCACUACCCGCCCCAUCUCUCCUCUGUCUGGCCAGGACAGGACCCCGGCCCCAGGCUGCAGCGGUAACGCCUGCACCACCCAGGCCUCCUCGCCGGCCAACCCCCAGGGCCCCGGCCAGCUCUGAGCUGCCUCUGCCCCCCACCUGCAGCUGUGGCUGGACUGGAGAGUGGGGGGACACUGCCAAUGGGCAGGCUGAGUGGGACUGGAGGGGUGAGGACCAGGAGACCCCCGGCCCAAUCCGGAUUUCACCGCGUGGGCAGCAGAGUUCCCGGAGAGCCUCAGCUUCCCUGCGACUCUCUGCAGGGCUUGGGGCAAGUGAGCUCCGGCCCAGGCAGGCCCCCAGCGCUAAGCUGAACAGCCGCACAGGCACCCUGGAGCCUUGUACAGAUCCCGGGGCAGGGCCAGAUCCCCACGGGGGCAGCGUGGGACAGGUACCUGCCCCGUUCUACACCCCCUGCUCUGCCGGCGCCAGCCCCUCCCGCAGUGAACGUGCCCAGUGGGCUGUGAUGGGGCGACAGGUCGGCCCCAGGAGCCCAGCCACAGAGAGGCUGGUCUGUGCAGGCUGCAGCCGCCUCCCCGGGCCCAGCCGGCUCUUUAACUCGCACUGAGCCGGGAGUCACUUGGGUCGCUGGGUGCCAUGAGCUGAGGGAGCACGUGGGUACUGGCCUCUCCCGGGGCAUCACCUCUUCCCUGCUACUCUCCCCCUAAGGGAGCCCCCCUGCCCCGCCCCAGGCUCCUCUUCCUCCACAGCUGCUCCCCGCAUUUCCCCUGCUGUGCUGGAGCCUGCUCACCCCAUGGAACUGAGGCUGUGAAACCUGCUCGCACGCUCCCAUGAGCCACCCACAAACCCGGCCAUGCCCACUCAUGGCCACUCAUCCUUCUGGCUGGCUUUGAGCAGCAGCAACGUACUGACAUUUGAAUAGUCGUCUUUAGGUUUCAGAGGUAAUGUGCCAUUGAGAUGACAUCACCUCUCUCAGAGCUGCUGUUUCAGGCUCCCUGCAGACUCUGGCAGAGUUCACAGCAUCAGUGACAUUUGGGUCAUAUUUUGAAGGGUUUUGUUACAAUAGUAAGGGCUAGAGAUUUAAUUGUAGUGCUCAGGGAUUUGGGAGGGGGGCAGGGGUCAGGUUUUUGCGGCCCAGCUUGAGACACCUCAUUUUACAGGAAGUGCAGAGCCCCUGUCCUGUGUAAAACUGCCCAGGCUGAGCACCUGAAAAUGGAGAUGCCCCCAAAUCCAAAGGUGGAUUUACAGUAAAACACAGGGGGCCCUGGCACGGGGACCCCAGGGCCGGGCAGCUGUGGGGGGCAGAAGCUUGAUCCUGCUGGCUCCUGGGGCUCCUGCUGCAGGCUCCGCA